UAAGGAGAUAAUUAUUAUAUCUACCCUCUAACAACCAUCUAAUAAUCUUAACUGCUGAUUAACUCAAGCUCUAUGUGAAUUCUUACUUCAUUUCAAAGGAGCUACCUCCAACUAUAAUUAGUUAUAUAUCACUUAUACUUCUAAAAUCUAUAUUAUUUUCAAAUGAGCUCAUCAACUAUCAGCUAGUACAAUUUUAAGAUUCGAUUUAUUCAUUAUGAAAUAAAGAAAUUACCCUAAAUUGUUAUUGUCUCUAGAAAAAGAUAUUAUUAUAUUUAUGAAUUAAUUGCUAUAGUAAAAAUGUAAUUGUCAUGUAGAGGAGAAAACAAGCUUAAAUUCUCCUCAAUCCCUAAAUUAGGAUCACCCACACCCAGACAACAAUAACAAUAAUGAUAUUUCAAUUGAAAAAAAUUGCUAAGAUAUCAAAGAAUUCAUCAAAUUUAACGAAAAAUUUGUUUUAACGAUCAAAGACCACUUCAAGAAAAUGGAGAUUUAUUUUUAAUAGAUUAUAACAUAGACAGAAAAAAACAUUUAUAACUUGAAUUAGUAAUUAGAAAAGUAAACUUGCGAAAAAGAACUCAUCAAUAUCGGACAAUUUAGCCUUCUGAACAACAAAAGGCAAACAGGUAUUUCAUUUGAAUAAUUUUAAUAGAAAAAGAUUAGUAGGAAUUUGAAUAAAUUCUUUAUACAAUCAAAAAUAUUGUAGAUGCAUAAAACCCCAUCAAUAAUCUAAAGAUAUCAAUAUCUUCUUAAGAUCCCAAUGAUGAUUAUGAGAAGGGUAAUAUAAUUAAUCACAUUUUUAUUUAGGUUUCUCAUUAUAUUAUUUGGAAAAAUUAAAAAAGGCUCCUGAAAUUUGGAGUUAAGAAAUUUCUAUAAAUUUUAAUCAUGGUGGGUGGAACAAAUAGGGUAAAUAAAUUGUUAAAGGUUUAUCAUUAGAAAAUUCUAAAUUAUACAAAGAGGCUAUUGAGACUUGCAACUUUGCGAUUCUGGCUAACCAUCAAAAUGAAGUGGCAUUGAAUAAUAGGGGUUUUAUCAUUUAACAUGUUUAUAUUUAGGUGUUUAUUAACUCUAUUAACAAAAUUACCAAGAAGCUAUUACUGAUUUCAAAAAAGCUAUUUCAUUUGGUUCUGUCAAUGCAGAAUACAAUAUGAGUAAUGGAAUUUUUAACUAUUUGAAUUUAGGAGUUGCAUUAUAUUAUGAACAAAACUAUCCACAAGCCAUUUUGAGUUUUGAAAAUGUUAUUUCUAAAAAUGGAAAUAAUGUUGAUGCAUGGUUUUUUGUUUGUAAUAUCAAAUAAAUUUUAGAAUUUAGGGUGUGCUUUAAUGAAAUAACAAAAAUUUUAAGAAGCAUAUGAUUGGUGCAUUAAAGCAAAAACUAGAAAUAGUUUUCAUUAUUAUGCUUUGACUAAUGGGGGUAAUAUAAUAUAAAUUAUUAUCAUGCAGGUCUUGCAUUACACUGUUUAUAAAGACGCGAAGAAGCAAUGGACUGCUACACUAAUGCCAUUAAUAUAAAUCCUAAUAGCGCCACAGCAUGGAUAAAUAAGGGUAAUAUAAUUUAAAAUAUCUUUUUAUAGUCAUUUCAUUAAUAGAAGAAAAGAAAUAUUAAUAGGGUAUCGAUUGUUUGAAUGAUGCUAAAACUAGAAAUCCUAAUUAUGAUAUGACAUAUAACAAUCAGGGUAAUAUAAGUUAAAUAUAUUUAUAUAGAUCCUAUAUUACACCAUUUAAAUAUAGACGAAGUAGCUAUUACUUGUUAAAAUAAGGCCAUUUCUAUAAAUUUUAAUAACCGUACGCCAUGAAUAUUUAAACACUUUUAUAGGUUGUGCAUUAAUAAAAUUAAAUAAAAUUCAAAAAGUUCUUAAGUGGUGCGAGAAAGCUAUUGCUAGAGAUCCUGAUGAUGAUAAAGCAUUUAACAAUAAGGGUAAUAUAAUUUAUAGAUAUUAUUUCUAGGUUCUAUAUUGCACUUUUUAAAGCAACCUGAGAAAGCUAUUGUCUGUUACAAUAAUGCAAUUAAGAUAAAUCCUAAUAACAGUAUGGCAUGGAUAAACAAGGGUAAUAUAAUUUAAAUUAUUUUUAUGAAGGACUUAUAUUACACUUUUUACAUCGAUACAAAGAAGCUAUUAAUUGUUACAGAAUAGCUAUUGGUAUAAACUCUCAGAACAAUAUUGCAUUCUUACAUAAAUAAAUUUUUCCUUUAGGUGUUUCUCUAAUAAACAAAUUAACAAUACUUCACCAAUAAAACCUCAAAUGUAUUAAACCUUUAUUAUUUUUAAGCUGAUUCACUAUUCGAAUUUGAAUAAGAACAACGAGCUAAACAUUAAGAGAUGGAGACUUUGUAUGAAGAAUCAAAGGGGGUGAAUGAAAUAAAUAAAAAGAUUUGA
Molecule: messenger RNA, 2374 nt
Organism: Paramecium octaurelia
Lineage: Eukaryota; Ciliophora; Oligohymenophorea; Peniculida; Parameciidae
Source: the annotation of a GenBank genome assembly